Molecule: messenger RNA, 1607 nt
Organism: Vigna angularis (adzuki bean)
Lineage: Eukaryota; Viridiplantae; Streptophyta; Magnoliopsida; Fabales; Fabaceae
Product: UPF0481 protein At3g47200
Exons: 1
Coding region: 108-1463 (451 amino acids)
Source: RefSeq, a predicted model, not a curated record
UCGGAAGUUUGUCGAAUAUGAGUUGUUCUUAAGUCCAACCUAGACAAUAACACAUUUGAAACACAGCCAAUCAUUCUGAAAAAUCCAAAGGGGAGGGAAGAAAAAGCAUGGAUAUGGAGGAAGAAGCCAAUGAUCACCACACAAUAGACAUAUGGAAGGUAAUAGACAGAGAGAGGUUGGCGUCGAUGGAGCUGAAGAUUUCGGAGAAUCCCAAGUUGCUAAGUAAAUCAGCGGGAAAGAGAUCGUGCUGCAUCUUCAGGGUCCCGCAGAGCCUAAUCGAGGCCAACGGAAAAGCCUACCAACCUCGAAUCGUGUCCAUAGGACCAUACCACCGUGCCCAACCUCGUCUCAACAUGAUCGAGGAACACAAGUGGCGUUACCUCGGUUCCCUUCUCAACAGAACCAAAACCAAAGGUUUUGGCUUAGAUGAUUUAUUCAAAGCCCUUGCCCCUUUAGAAUCCAAAGCCAGAGAGUGCUAUUCAGAAACCAUCCCCCUUGACUCUCACGACUUCAUCCAGAUGAUGAUCCUCGACGGCUGUUUCAUCGUUGAGCUCUUUCGCAAAGUCGUUGGAUUAGUACCCUUUGAACGCGACGACCCUCUUGUUACCAUGGCCUGGAUAUUACCCUUCUUUUACCGAGAUUUUCUCAAGCUUGAAAACCAGAUCCCGUUCUUCGUUCUGAACCAGUUAUUCCAAGUUACAAAACUACCGGGAGAAAAGUCAACGUGGAAUCUGUCAACUCUGGCUAUGAUGUUCUUCAACAACUCGUUACAAAGACCAGACGAUGUUUCUGGCUGGGCAAACGUGAAUGGAAAACACUUACUCGACCUGGUUCGUUCCAGUUUCAUUCCGAACCACGCAGAAACUAGAGAGCCAAGAAAAAGAUUCACCACGCCGACCCACGUGAUCCACUGCGUCUCUAAGCUUCGUAGAGCCGGGAUUAAGAUCAGCCCCGGCAAGGAAAGCGAGAGUUUCCUUCACGUGACGUUCAGGCGCGGCGUGAUUGAAAUGCCAUCGCUUACAAUGGACGAUUUCAUGAGUUGCUUUUUGCUGAACUGCGUGGCGUUUGAGCAGUGCUAUGGUGGAUGCUCCAAGCACUUCACAGCCUAUGUUACUCUCUUGGACUGUCUCGUGAACACUUACAGAGAUGUUGAGUAUUUGUGUGAACGGAACGUGGUCGAGAACCACUUUGGGACUGAAGGAGAAGUUGCCAGCUUCAUCAACAACGCGGGAAAAGAUGUGGCGGUUGAUUUAGAUUUGUGUUAUUUGUCUCAGCUGUUCAAUGAUGUUCAUAGAUAUUACAGAAAUAGUUGGCAUGUUCAGUGGGCUAGCUUCAAGCACACUUACUUUGACACGCCAUGGUCGUUUAUCUCUCUUCUUGCGGCCUCCAUAUUGCUGCUUCUCACGGUGGCUCAGACCUACUUUGCGGCUUCUCAGUAUUUUGAAGACUCCGAAAAACAAUGAUCCUAAGCUCCAGUCGUUUUGGAAGGAAUAGUUUAGGAUCUUGUAGCCAAAAUCUCUGUUAAUUUUUGGUUCACUGAAAGACAAUUUGAUAAGAUAGAAACAUGAGUUUUAAAUUCGAUUAAUUGAAUUUACAUAUAGUUAAUG